UUUAUAUUGUUGCCAUAUGAUGAAUGGUGUUUUUUGUUGUGCAUAUUUAAUUAGGCCUGUUUAUAUAUUUUUUUUGAAUGGCGUUUUAGUGUUGUGCACAUCUAUAUAUUUUUGCCAUAUGAUGAAUGCGUUUUAUUGUGCAACUCUUAUAUUUUUCCAUAUGAUGAAUGGCGCUUUAUUGUUGAAAUAA
Molecule: messenger RNA, 190 nt
Organism: Meloidogyne enterolobii
Lineage: Eukaryota; Metazoa; Nematoda; Chromadorea; Rhabditida; Meloidogynidae
Source: the annotation of a GenBank genome assembly